UCAAUAGGGACCUUAUUUCUUUCAUUUUGGAACAUGCUAACUUAGUAUUCAUAGCCGAACAUUCUUGAAAUCUUCCAUUAUCAGUACGACUUCAAGGAAGAAACAUUAGAGAUCUUCCUCGGACUCAAGGAAGGAAGCUUGUAUUCGCUAUUGUCCACCACCGCGCCGCUUACCAUGGCCAAAGACUACGAAUUCAUCGACCGCUACCUCAAGCAAAUGCUGGAAGCACUUGACUAUCUCGCAUCAGAGAAUGUUAUCCACCGCGAUAUCAAGCCCGCAAAUAUCCUGUACGUGAUGGAUUCCAAACAACAACCGUUCUUCCAACUUGGAGACUUUGGUCUUGCCCACGACUUUUCUACCGGCGAAACCGCAGUGAAGGUCGGCGUUGGAACUCCAGGCUACAUGGCUCCGGAGGCGGAAAAUGUAGCGAUCCAAGAACCUCAGACGCACAAGGUUGAUAUAUGGUCAUUAUUCAUGACUUUGGUAUGGAUCACCAACGCAGGUGGAUUCCGGACGAGGUCAAGGUUUCCUCUGAGGUUCACGCAGUGUUUUGCUAUUGCUUCAAGUGCUAUUAAAUCCCAACUUAUGCCAUAUGGCGCGAUGGCAGAGAAGCAUCCGGACGACAGAGCGUCUGCGGCACAGAUGUUAGUUCUUCUGUACGAAGGUGAAGGCUUAUCUACCCCACGACGCAUGAUUCCACCCCUGAGUACGAAGGGUCGCAAAUAAGGAGAUUUUGAAGACUUUCGAGGAUGGAUAGAAGUUUUUCUUCUUCCAGUUCUGCGGAUUUCUUUGGUUUGACCCCAAGAAAAUAGGGAAGUUCAGUCAUUCAACCUACCCACUGGUCAAUUCAAUUCGCUAGCUACGUACGUACGGCAUACCCGGGGUCAAAGGGGUCAAAGGACGACCCACCCAAAAAUGCUUAGGUCAUCAGAUCAAUAUAAAAACGAAAAAUGGUCGAAUCGGCUUUGAAACUGCAGGGAAGUGCUCAAAUUUGGUUGAAGUCAACUGAAUGCGAAUGUUUGAUUUGACUUGG
Annulohypoxylon truncatum is the source of this 1033-nucleotide messenger RNA. RefSeq names its product kinase-like domain-containing protein. Gene Ontology annotation, biological process: protein phosphorylation. The coding region runs from base 175 to 726 and encodes 183 amino acids. The transcript has a single exon. Gene Ontology annotation, molecular function: protein kinase activity; ATP binding. Lineage: Eukaryota; Fungi; Ascomycota; Sordariomycetes; Xylariales; Hypoxylaceae. The record is from RefSeq and is a predicted model, not a curated record.